UGCUGGUACAGUUUUGUUAUUCUGAUAUCGCCCUAUCUAUUUAUUCUUUUGUUCUUAUGGUUGUAUACUUAUAAUAAUAGUGACAUUUACAAAUUAUUGAUAAUCAAGUACCUCCCUUCGAGACUACUGUCCUCUUUAUCUAUCCCAUACAUACCAAAUUUUUUUGCUAAACUUUUUUCAGCUUCUUUCAGCUAAUUUUCAGUUUCACUUUCAUCUAGGGCCCAAAGUUACAGCAUACCAUAGUCAUGUCCAACGACCUCGAGGAGUUUCUCCUCAACGACAACUUCUAUUCGGGUCCGGCCAACCCCACCAAACACAUCAACAACUUCCGCAACUCCAUCCAUAUCAAGAAUCUGAUUUCGUCAAAGUCGCUCAACAAGUCUUUGCUAUCACCAAGCGAGAAGACGGGUUUCAUGAAAAGCUCUCCUUCCAUGAAAGCCUUGGAAAGCAUUCUCAAUGACAAAAGCGAUUCAGGCUAUCCUUCUGUUAAAGGAGCUCCUCCCAUCAUCGAAGAAGAGCCAGAAGAGCUGCCAGCUUUGCUAUCCACUGAAAGAAUGCCCACAAACCAUUUCCAGGCUUCUCACGCAAGCCAUGGAAGCAACUCAGGCUCUUCUGCGGUCACCGCCAACACUGUCUCCAGCACCGUUGGCACAGUCAGCACUGUCGCCACUUCUGAAAGCCUUGUCCACGAAAAAGACCAUGGCGUCUCUCUUGGCUCUCAGUACACUUUGCACAAUCCUUCAGUACAUUCCAUCCAGCUGUUUGAAACAGCCAGAUCCACCCAGAGCCAGAUCGUGGAGCCCCAGUCAGAGGCCCAGUCUACAACAACUUCGCACAAACGGUAUCCUUCAACUAUAGACGAGUCUUCGGGCUACACUACAGACGACACACCCGUGUUGGCACAGCCAGCUACGUUCCACAACAUCAAGACCAUCUACUACAACUCGCCGCAGUUGAAGAUAGUAGAACAUAAAGUGGAGGACGACACCUUGGUAGAAGAGGAGUCAAAAGCUGCUGCUCCCUCUAAUGCUACAUCUACCACUAUUCCUCCAAAAAGAAACAAGGAUAUACAGACUAUAAAUAUUGAAGACAAUUCUGAGACGAGCAGCACGAAGAAGGCAAAAAGAGAGAGUUUUCUUAUGGCUAGUGGAUUCAGCAAGGAUGAUAGCGAAAGAGUUGAUUACAGAAAAACGACUCACAAAAAUAAUAUUUCCUACCCAGAUAAUAUGAGUGAAAAUUUCAGGACUCGCGAUAAAAAUAGACAUAAAAAUAGCCGGGAAAAUUUCGCAUCUAAUGAGACCACAGCUAAGACCACCAGCGAAACGGUCACGCAGGGUUCAAUUGCUCCCAUUGUAAACGAAAGUGUCAAACCCUUGGAUUCCAUAAAAGCACAAAUCCCCGCUGCUGCCCCCACAGACACACACGCUGUAACAGCCAAUGCCCCGCGCUUUAUCCAGCCUGUAGUAAAUUUUGCUCAUAAAUCCUUGGGUGCGAAAAAGCCACAAAAUUUCUCCACCGACGAUCCCGCUUCCACGACACCGUCUGGCGAAGGAGUUAUUUCUUCUACCAACAGUACUAUUUCAACUGCUCCUGUCACUGCUACUUCCACUAGUGGUACUCGUUCGCUACUUCCACCGGCUCCUCUUCUGAAGCCUGCCCUCCACCAACUCCAACCACCACCAGACUUCGCACUGAAAAAUCGCCGGAUCGGGCCAAGCAAAGAAUUUCACGAGAGUCAGCUGGGUCAAACACAAGACGAAAGUCUCCAAAAUAACCUAAACCAAACCCAAUCUUCUCUUCCUCAAACUCGUUCGCUCCUCGAUUCCCCCAAUCCUCAAGAGACACUCGCUUCUUCACCCCGUCGAUCCCCACACAUCAGAUCCAACUCUGCCUUCUCGCUUUCGCUCAGCAAGCCGUUCACGUCUAACAAAAACCCCUCUAGUCCAGCUCUAUCCUCACACCGUAGAAGCAAUACCGUUGGCGAUAUUCCGUCUGUGGCAAUGCUGUCUACCGCCACUCUUGCGGCCGAACCGGCAACUUCAAAGAAGUUCAGCUUCAAGGCUCUAUUUAAGCUGAAGUCAAAGAACCACCUGCUUAAUGAUCCUAACAUAAAUCUCAACAUUGCAACAUACUCAGCAUCUAAUCCGAAAAAGUUGAGUUCAAAGUCGUACUCUUCCCCAAACAUCUCUACAAUUGGAGAAAAGACCAAGCCUAAACCCUCUGUUCCAACUCCAUCGAGCUCUUCCGGCUCACUCUUGAACGUAUUCAAGAAAAACAAGUCGGUAGACAACUUGACAAAGUUGAAAGCUAAGCAGAAUAAACACGAGGCAUCUCAGGCUUCAAAGAAGCCCAAGAUCAGCGCCAAGUCUAAUAAGAAGAGCGUCGAGGUGGAAAAGCCCAUAGGUUCUGGCUUGAGCCCGGAUCCCGAACAGACUCUUAAACACGGUAUAUCGAACGUCAACUUCAUAAGGGAAGUCAGCGACGAGGAUAUCGAUAUCCCUCUCAUACAAGAAGUCCAAGUUCAACAUCCAGUAGCACCAGCUGCUACAAUUAGAAUACCAGAGUUUGUUCCAGAGUAUUCUGCUGCUCCUGUAGAAGAUCCAAUCAGCGACGAGGAAACAGCUUAUGAUGAGCAUAAUUUGUUGCUCCACCCUCCAACAAAGCUUCAAAACACGCGAUUUGGCGAGGAAAUGAAGCUUGUGGGUGAAGACUAUGGCUCUCCCUUCGUUGUUACAUAUAAUAGCACUCAAAACUCUCCAGAAAAGAGACUUGAGGUACCUGCUUCUGGCAUUCAUUUGCACGAUUCAGUCAGGGACGAAGUAUCGAAGUCGCAGCAGUUAUUGGGAGAAGCUUUGUUUCCCAAGUCUCUAAGUGCUCAAGAAGUUGAAAGUAUUGUUUCAUUGGAAAGGUCUAGGUCUAUGAGGUCUAUCAAAUCCAGCAAGAGAAACUCGUUUAUCAACUAUGAUGGCAAUAAUGAAAAUGUCAUCCACUACAACGGCCCCGCAUCAUCUCCUGCCCCUUCGGGAAUUGGCCGUUCCAAUAGCAUCUUGAAGAACUCAAAUUCCAGAAGGAACUUGGCUAAUGAUAUCAACAAUUCCAUUGAUGCUGCCUUCGUCGCGACUGUGAGUGCCACUCCACCGCUAGCUCCGCAGUCGACAUUUGCUCCCGACGAAGUCGAUUUGAGAGACGAUACUAACAUCACUGAUUUGAUGGAAUUCACAGAUUUCAUCGAUGUAGAGAACAUCAGUUUCUCGACUUCUCCACGUCAAAUGGAUCCCGAGUCUCCAGCAAAGUCUUCAACUUCUCCAAGAAGAAGAGUCCAAGUAGACUCUCCAGUUCCACAGACUCUUGAAGUGCCAUGCGUUCAAUCGACUUCCCCAUCUCCUGCUCCGGUAAUCAACAUUCAAUCACCAGUAAUAACGCCUCCAUCGAGUCAGGAAAUGGAUGUCACUUCGGAAAAGUUCAGGGCUUCUCUCUCUCCUUCACCAGAAAUCACGGAAAAGAAAACUCUACUGGAACAAUUCCAACAUACGUCGUCUAUUCCUAGAUCUCCGAUCUCCUUAGGUGAGGAGUCUGAAGUAGAAGAACAUUCUAGUGAAGAGGAAGAAGACGAUGCCAAUGAUGCCUUUUCAUACACUAACGAACGUGGCUUGCUUGAGUCUUCUCCUAUCUUGGAAGCAGCAUACAAGGUAUCCAACAAUUCUCCUAUCAUAGAUGAGAAUGGAAGAAGUGUCUUCAACAACAGACCAAUCUCGAUGUCCUUCAGAGGUAUGAAACCACCUGCUUUCGCAGGUAAGAUUGCGCAGCAUGAUAUCAGAAGUAGUGAAUCCCAUCAAUCAUUCACCCUUUCAUUUGCGGAAGAUUCCUCGAGUAAUGGCGUAGGAGGUGGAUUUGGUUCCUCAUCUGAAGAAGAAGAUAUCGAGGAUGAAGAAGAAGUAGAAGAAGUAGAAGAAGUCGAAGAAGAGGAAAAGGAAAAUGUAAUUCCACCUCCAAGCAACUACAAUGUUGCUGUAUCUCCUCCAAAAAUCAACAGCAAGAAGUUUGGGAAUGUUUCCACGACUGAUAAUUACAACUACAAUUAUGCUAAUGUUUUACCUCCUCCACCCAAGAACUUCAUUCUCAACAAGAUUCCUUCUAUUUCAGACUCUUCUGCCAACUCUUCUCCAAAGUCUUUCAGUUCCAUAAUUUCAAGAAAAUGGAGAAAGAACUCACCAACUUCUAAUGCACAGUCGCAAUUCAAUAGCCCAAGAAUUCCUACGAAACUGGAUGGUGUUCGUUUCAGCUCCAGAAUCAUCUUGUACGAUACCUACAACGGAGAAGAAUACGACAGACACCCCGACACUGCCACUUGUAACCAGUUGACUCCGUUAUUGGCCCAGCAGAUCAAGGACGAAUUGAACACAUUCAAGAGUCAGAUGGAAAUCCAUGUGGACUCCAGAUGUCAUACUCAUUUCUUUUAAUUCAUCACUUUGACUUUAAUUUUAAUUUAGGUUUUCUAUACAUCUUUUAGUUAGCAUUUUCAUACCAGCACAAGCUUUCAGUGACACAAUAAAAUAAUGACAUACAAAAC
Molecule: messenger RNA, 4570 nt
Organism: Scheffersomyces stipitis CBS 6054
Lineage: Eukaryota; Fungi; Ascomycota; Pichiomycetes; Serinales; Debaryomycetaceae
Gene: BNI4
Product: Bni4p
Exons: 1
Coding region: 246-4460 (1404 amino acids)
Biological process (GO): actin cytoskeleton organization
Molecular function (GO): actin binding
Source: RefSeq, a predicted model, not a curated record